Cryptomeria japonica (Japanese cedar) is the source of this 963-nucleotide messenger RNA. RefSeq names its product probable disease resistance protein RF9. The record is from RefSeq and is a predicted model, not a curated record. The coding region runs from base 115 to 885 and encodes 256 amino acids. The transcript has a single exon. NCBI's taxonomy places the organism in Eukaryota, Viridiplantae, Streptophyta, Pinopsida, Cupressales, Cupressaceae.
CUUGAUGUUUCCUAUUGCAAAAGCCUGCAACGUGUACCUGACUGGAUAGGUGAGCUCAAACGUCUUUCCUAUCUCGAUGUACAAUUCUGCUCAGAUAAGCUUUUGAGGAGUCAUAUGCCGAAGGGAAUAUCACAGCUCUCGAGUCUGAGGACACUGAGAUCAGGUUGCUUCCCACUGUCUAUGGAAGAAAAUGAAUUCUUAAGUGUUAAAGAUGUUGGCAAUUUGAUCAAUCUGGAAGAAAUAUUGUUCUGUUUACAAGAUGUACGGGCAUUGAGAAGUGUAGAAGAUGGUAUCCUUGAUCAUCUGGUCAAAAUGAGAUUUCUGGCAGUACAGAAUAAUAUUCCUGCAACGGAGGGUGAUACGGGAGAAUCCAGUCUUCCAUCAUUCUCAAAGAAAAUGAAUGUUAUGAAAGAUCUUCAACAACUUCAACUUGAUUGUUUCUCUGUGCCAAGUUGGAUAUGUGGAAUGGAAAAUCUGACAGAUCUAUGUUUAGUGAAGUGCAGUGAUUAUCCAGCACUCCAAAAGAUGCCCAACUUAAAUUCCUUGAUUUUGGAUGGUGAUUUGAAAUGCAGAGAACUGCCAAAGAACUUUGGAGAGAGAGGGGGAUUUCCUAAGCUGGCUAGGCUGCAGAUUGAAGACUUCCCUCUUUUGGAGGAGUUGCCGGCGUUGGAAGAGGGGGCGAUGCCACGUCUGGAAUUACUAUUGAUAAAGAAUUGUCCGUUGGUGAAGAGAGUUCCGGAGGGAUUGGAGCGGUUGAGGAGACUAAAGGUGAUAGCGGUUGCUGGGGAGGCAAGUGGUGAGUUGGAGGAGAGGUUAAAGGAAGGCGGGGAAGAUUGGAAUAAAAUCAAAGCUAACAAUCCCCGCACCGAGAUCUUCUUCAGUUAGAGGUAGGGUAGGGUAUAUGUUUGUGUUCUUUCAGUUUGUAUUUAUGAGUAUUUAUAAAUUUAGAAUAAAUAUUUUAUA